Messenger RNA from Aspergillus bombycis, 501 nucleotides. Its product is annotated as cupin domain-containing protein. The record is from RefSeq and is a predicted model, not a curated record. The coding region runs from base 1 to 501 and encodes 166 amino acids. The transcript has a single exon. Lineage: Eukaryota; Fungi; Ascomycota; Eurotiomycetes; Eurotiales; Aspergillaceae.
AUGCCUGAGUCUGCGGCACCGUCCCUACCACCUCCCCGCCGAGUUGUGACCGGCCACAACACCAACGGCCAAGCAACAGUGGCUGUCGACUCGCACCUUACGCCCCAGCCCGCGGGGAAUGGCAACAACAUGACGAUACUAUGGUCGACGAGCGAGCAUCCCGCAAACGUCGGUGAAUUAGAAGAUGCAGCGCUAUCGGCGCCAAGCUGGCCACCCAAGGGCUCUGGAAUAAACGCUUAUGAUAUCCCCCCCAAAACAGAGGGAGUGUUCCAUCGGUCUAUCACGCUCGACUACGUGAUAGUGGGCAAGGGAAGUGUCGUUCUGGGCCUGGAGGAUGGCUCGAAAGUGGCGUUGAGUGAGGGUGACGUGGUCGUCCUGCAAGCAACGAUGCAUGGCUGGAGCAACACAACCGACCAGUGGGCACGGCUCUACGGCAUGAUGGUCCCAGCACAAGCGCCUAUUGUGAAUGGAGAAGAGCUCAAGGAGGAUUGGCCUUUCUAA